UCUCACCUUUGAAGAUUGAUUCAACGCAAGCUUCUAGGGUCCGUUGCUCGCUGUACCAUAGGCGGUUGCGCGUCAUCGCUUAUCCUAUCUACGUUGAUUUAAACAUUUCUUAGUCUCCUUUCUGGGCUUAAAACCUCGUAUCUCAGCUCUUCCCUGACGCUAUUGAUUACCAGAACCAGUCAGAGCCAGUCAAUCAGACGUUAGCAAAUCUCACCCCGCGCUCGCACGCAAGUACAGUACACACACAAACAGGCAGUCAACACAAUGGCAGACCAGACAAGUCCCACCAAACAGAAUGUCACACGGCCGCAGCUGGGCUCCAUGAGGAGCAGCUCAUACCUUAGUGAUCACCAGGAGUACCGCCCUCCUCGACCCGACUCAGCUCGACAGGAUCAGCUGUUCCACGGCAUUGACACCGUUAUAGAGGACACCAGCAACUCACCCGUUCCCCAGACAAGGCCUAUCUUGCCCUUCAAUGGCAUCCCGUCUGAGGAGAACCCCCCUACUGUCGUCGACAGUGGACUGAGCCACUCGUACUCUCACCCCAAUUGUGCCCCCAGAGCUGGUGAGAAGACGGAUCGUCUUAUCGCGACCCUUUUCUAUAAGCCAAGGGGUGAGGACCAGGGCUCCAGAUCUCCCGUCAAAACCACUUUUGCGGACAGUAACGAGUCUCUGCCCGCCAACUUGGCCCCGACAACCGAUCCCAAUGAGUAUCCUCUGGAGCCGCCAACUCAGGAGUCAGAGCAGCUGGACCACAUCUAUGGUUCCUAUAUCUCACCUCUAUGCAUCACCUCAUUCCUCCACCUCAUGUCUUCAUUCCCUCUUCCUCAGGACGCCGAUGAGCCUCACUCCUCUCAUCGAUGUUUGGAUAACCAGGAGCAACCGCGCAUUGUUGAGCUCACGCUCUCUCCUACGCCAUCACCUGAAUAUCUGAGCCUGGAUGACCUGAGAAAGCAUGAGAUGAUCUACCGAUUUGAGCAGGAGUGGAACGUCGAUGUGGUCCUUCAGCGAGAUACAGUGUGGAGACGCCACCCUCGACUUGUGGUUUUUGACAUGGACAGUACACUCAUCACUCAAGAGGUGAUUGACCUUUUGGCUGAUCAUGUCAAGGAUCCCCCAGAUCUGGCUGUACGAGUUGCCGAGAUCACACACCGUGCCAUGAUGGGCGAGCUGGAAUUUGAGGCUUCUUUCCGCGAACGAGUUGCUCUUCUGAAGGGCCUCCCUGCCAACCUGUUCGAAGGCCUUCGGCCAGUAUUGGAUGUCACCAAAGGCGUACCAGAGUUGAUCAAGGCCUUCAAGCGACUGGGUGUCAAGACAGCUGUUCUCUCAGGCGGUUUCCAGCCUUUGACAGGAUGGCUAGCUGGCCAACUGGGAAUUGACUACGCCCACGCGAACCAUGUCGUUAUUCAGGACGGCAAGUUCACAGGUGAGGUUGAGGGGGUCAUUGUCGGCAAGGAGCGGAAGAGGGAUCUUCUCGUCGACAUUUCUGCCAAGGAGGGCAUUGAUCUGUGUCAGGUCAUUGCUGUUGGCGAUGGCGCUAACGACUUGCUCAUGCUGGACAAGGCAGGUCUGGGAGUUGCAUGGAACGCAAAGCCUCGUGUUCAGAUGGAAGCUAACGCCCGCCUGAACGGAGAGAGUCUUUUGGAUCUCUUGUACCUUCUUGGAUUCACUUCCGAAGAGAUUGAUGCGUUGGUUGUUUAGUUGUCGGCAUUGAGUUCAGACAAAGUUGUCACAAGACUGGUGAAGACAGGAGUUUAGGAUAUUACAAGGAACGCCGGGUGUUGUAGUAGUGAGUGAUGAGAUACCAAGAAGCAACGAGAAACAAGAGUUAUUUUGUGACAUAUGUGAAAUCAUACCACGUCACUGGUGUGAUUGGCAGCCCAUGUGAACAUAUCCAGACCAGCCUUUCGCCCGGUCCAUUCCCGUGAGCCAGAGAUCAGGCACAGACACAAUGAGGCCAGAGACAAGUCAAAUUAUAGUUGAAAGACACAAAGCUAAGA
Molecule: messenger RNA, 2000 nt
Organism: Fusarium oxysporum Fo47
Lineage: Eukaryota; Fungi; Ascomycota; Sordariomycetes; Hypocreales; Nectriaceae
Product: HAD-like domain-containing protein
Exons: 1
Coding region: 265-1701 (478 amino acids)
Biological process (GO): dephosphorylation; L-serine biosynthetic process
Cellular component (GO): cytoplasm
Molecular function (GO): magnesium ion binding; L-phosphoserine phosphatase activity
Source: RefSeq, a predicted model, not a curated record